Molecule: messenger RNA, 2349 nt
Organism: Oncorhynchus kisutch (coho salmon)
Lineage: Eukaryota; Metazoa; Chordata; Actinopteri; Salmoniformes; Salmonidae
Product: putative ferric-chelate reductase 1
Exons: 7
Coding region: 127-714 (195 amino acids)
Source: RefSeq, a predicted model, not a curated record
ACUGUCACUCCUACUACUAUCACUACUUCUACUACUACUGUCACUCCUACUACUAUCACUACUUCUACUACUACUGUCACUCCUACUACUAUCACUACUCCUGCUCUGCACACAUCUGCACCCUCUAUGUGUAUGCUUAUUAGCGCUCUCAUUCGGCCUUCACUCUUGGUCAUGAGUCUUCCAAAAGGCCAGACACUUUGGCAUAAGUUGUUCAAGAUAUUGUUGUGUCCUCUCUCAAUGGUUGCAGCCAUCAUUGCCUUUAUUCUUUUGCUGCUAUGGGAGCCAAUACAAAUAACUCUUGUGGCUGUUGUGGGUGUGGCAAUGGUCCUGAGCUUGGGACAAACGAUUGUUGUUUUUCUACCCUUUGGGCCCAGCCAUGAACUGAGGUCCAUCUGUGAUUUGGUUGUCAGAGUGGUUGCCUUCACAACUGAGGUUUUUACCAUGGCGGCCAUAUUUGUGGGUCUGGAGGAAAUUGAGAAGUGCUGCUCGAUACACUGGCGCAAGAAAGUGAUGGGAGGGUAUGCAGCCUGGGUGGCUCUGUUCUACUUGAUGUUCAUAUACUUCUGUUACAACCAGAGUUACCAGAGGAAAAGAAUUGGUUACAAAUGGAUUGUGCCAAAGAGAACGAUACUCUUUGAAAAAAUCCUCAAUGUUACCCUUGUUCUGGGCAAAUUGGGUUUUACAGUGGCUCUUAUCACUGGAAUAUACACUUAAUAUACACUAUUUGCAUUGUGUUCCCCCAAACCCCUCUUACGCUGCUGCUACUCUAUUUACCAUAUAUGCAUAGUCACUAACUAUACAUUCAUGUACAUAGUUCCUCAGUUGGCCCGACCAACCAGUGUCUGUAUGUAGCCUUGCUACUGUUAUUUUUCACUGUUUUUAUUUCUUUACUUAUCUAUUGUUCACCUAAUACCUUUUUUGUACUAUUGGUUAGAGCCUGUAAGUAAGCAUUUCACUGUAAGGUGAACUUUGAUUUGAGACAUGAGGAUGGUGUAAAGCAAGAGGUUUGUGUCAUUACAUUAAAACAUGUAUUAUGGCAGUAGGUUUAUACUGUAGAUAUGUGUUAUCCACUUGGUAACACAUUGUAUGUCACACAUGCACUUUAACCCUUGUUUAUCAUUCUUUAUUUUUGGUUUGGGUUACAAUACACGUUUAUACUGUAUCAUGAAUACUUUGUUUUUCUGGAGUUAGAUUUCCAUUCAGUUGGCGACAGAUUUUCAUGCGAAUAUUCUAAAAUCCACAAAAUCAAUAUGCACAUUUUCCCACCAUAGUUGCGAUGAGACAAGGUAGUAGCUACUAAAAUAAUUGGAUACCACGAAAUUGGGGAGAAAAAGGGGUAAAAUAAAAACAAAUUAAGUUGUUGCACAUAAAAUUGUGUGUGAUGAAGUAGUGCACACAAAAAUACCUUUUGCGGUUAAAUUCCCAUGUACCGAAUAAAAAAUUAAAAAAGACUGCUUGUUUCUGUCCUACCUGAUAAUUAAUUGCACAUACCUGGUGUACCAGGUCUAAAUCAGUCCCUGAUUAAAGGAAACAAUGCAGUGGAACUGGCUUCGAGAUCCCGGGUGGCGCAGUGGUUAAGGGCGCUGUACUGCAGCGCCAGCUGUGCCAUCAGAGACUCUGGGUUCGUGCCCAGGCUCUGUCGUAACCGGCCGCGACCAGGAGGCCCCCCAACAAGUUAAUUUGAUGUUGCUCUGUAAGCCAAAUAUUUCAUUAUCUGCAAUAAUGUAAAGUAGACUGCAAUAAAAAGGUCAAAAUCCCAGUCUGUGUGCAUACACUAAAGAUGUGUUUACAGUGCCACAUGUUCUGUUUAAUAAUUCAACAGUCAGGUAACUUCCUUAUUGCUUAGAUAAAUACAUUCUAGUUCCUUCUGUAUUAUUUUCUCCAAUGGAGAUAACAUACAGAUCAGCACUAAAGUUGUAAGUAAUGACUCACAUCAUUUAGUGUUUCCUUUAUUUUGGCAGUUACCGGUAUGCCUACAUCCUGGAAGGUUUCAAUUUGAAGAUAUGAUGGUUAUUAUGCAAGUAUUUGCAACUGAAGGGGUUUCCACUACCAUACAUUUUACCUACAUAAAAAUAUCCCACCAUGUCGAACGAACAAGUUAUCGGUCGGUAUUUAUAAAAUUGUACCUGAAACUUCCUGUUUCCAUCACGGAUGUCGUGAUUUAUUUUUAUACAGUAUGACUUUACUCUCAAACUGUUGAUGGAAACGUGGUGACUGUCAUAUUUAUUUGUCUACAAUACAGCAACUUGUAGAGCAUUGAUGUUACUCUGAAAGGCGAAUAGUUAACAUUUAAAAAUGUCAUAUUUCCUGUCUAAAAUGUGUGCAUACACUAAAGACGCGUUUACAGUG